Messenger RNA from Drosophila simulans, 933 nucleotides. RefSeq lists its product as uncharacterized. Lineage: Eukaryota; Metazoa; Arthropoda; Insecta; Diptera; Drosophilidae. Bases 1 to 933 code for a protein of 310 amino acids. The transcript has a single exon. The record is from RefSeq and is a predicted model, not a curated record.
AUGGACCGACUGUACUGGAUCACCAGCACUCACCGGAGAUAUAAGCAAUUUGUUGGAAAUCGGGUGGCAGAAAUCUUAGAAUCCACAGAGGUUUCCCAAUGGAGAUGGCUACCAUCUGCCGAAAACGUGGCAGACGACGCAACCAGGUCGCAACGCCGCGUGGACCUCAGCCAAGGUUCGCGGUGGUUAAGCGGACCACCAUUCCUAACGGAACCUGAAGAAAGUUGGCCCAAAUUUUCUGUAACCGAUGGACGCGCUCCACAGGCCGCUGAGGAAGAAGAGAUGUCAGGUGAGUUUGUAUUGGCCAUGGUAAACGCGCCCCUUCUAUCUUGGCAGAGGUUCUCGAGAUUCAACCGACUGGUAAGAACGACAGCAUGGAUCCUAAGAUUUAUUCGACGCUGUCGCGGGCAACGCUACGAGCGAGAAGAACACGGGCUUACCUCUGUCGAACUUGCUGACGCGGAGCACGCAUUGGUCCGGCUGGCGCAGAGAGAAGCGUUCGGCGAGGAAGCUCAAACAGGAACGGUCAGCAAGAGCAGCCAAUUAUCAGGACUUUCGCCGUAUUUGGAUAGAGAGGGUAUCAUGCGUGCCAAUGGAAGGAUUGACGCAGCGGCAUGCGUACCAUAUGGGGCUCGCCGUCCGAUCAUACUGUCCCAUAAAAGUGCACUGGCGGAAAUGAUCGUUGGUCACAACCAUGAGAGGAUGUGCCACCAAAACGUGGAGGCCACCAUCGGCGAGAUUCGCCAAAAGUUUUGGAUAACUAACGUGAGGAGGCUUCUACGGAAGGUGGUGGCUGACUGUAACGUAUGCAAGUUGCGGAAAGCACGACCGACACAACCGAAAAUGGGCCCAUUGCCAGAGGAUCGGCUUGAGGCAAAUGGAUGGCCAUUUAAGUUCACUGGCCAGGACUAUUUCGGACCAUUGCUUGUGUAG